Messenger RNA from Lactuca saligna, 1198 nucleotides. NCBI's taxonomy places the organism in Eukaryota, Viridiplantae, Streptophyta, Magnoliopsida, Asterales, Asteraceae. The record is from the annotation of a GenBank genome assembly.
CUUUUGUUACACCAACUCCGUUGUGAUUGUUAACUACUUGACUUUGCUCUUAAAAAAUUGCAGUGAUCAAAAUAGGGAAGUGUUAAAGUUAAGGGACUAAGGUUGUAAAUAAUCCAAACCAACAGCCAAAAACAACCAAACUGUCAACUAUCAGUAGGCGGAGCUGAUCGAUCAUCGGCUGCUAAAUCUAUUUACUAUAGGAAACCACCACCAUCAUCGCCGCCGCCGCCGCUGUCGCCGUGCAUCCGCCACCAGCAGUGUAUGAUUGAUUUCGUCAGCUCCGAUGUCGCUCUUGAACCAAAUCUUCAAUAGGGGACUUAUUGGCGCAAAAUGUAAAACAUGCCUAACUUUGGCAAUAUCACGGAUUAAAUUACUUCAAAAUAAGAGAGACAUGCAAUUGAAGCUUAUGCGCAAGGAAAUAGCACAAUUUCUUCAAUCUGGGCAAGAACCAAUUGCUAGAAUACGGGUGGAACAUGUUAUAAGAGAACAAAAUAUAUGGGCUGCAUAUGAGAUCUUGGAAAUGUUCUGUGAGUUUGUUCUUGCAAGAGUUCCAAUUAUCGAAAGCCAGAGGGAAUGUCCAUUGGAAUUGAAGGAAGCAGUUGCAAGCAUAAUCUUUGCAUCUCCAAGAUGCUCAGAUUUACCAGAUUUAUUAACUGUUAGAAAUUUAUUUACCACAAAAUAUGGAAAAGAUUUCAUAUCAGCUGCUUCUGAGCUUCGCCCUGAUACUAGUGUCAAUCGUACAAUAAUUGAAAAACUUUCCGUUUAUACCCCUUCGGGUGACAUGAAGCUUAGUGUCUUGAAGGAAAUCGCUCAAGAGUACAAUAUCUCAUGGGAUUCUUCUAAAACCGAAGCUGAAUUCAACAAAAGGCCUGAGGAUCUUUUGAAUGGACCAAAGCAAAUAUCAAAUGUGACUACAAUUACAAAACUCCCCCAAAGUCAUAAAGAAUCUCCUAAAGCUGCAAAUCAUGUCCCCAUUAAACCUCCAACAAAUGCUGCAAACUCAAAUCCCACCAAAGUAAAUCAAUCAUCAGUGGAGGGUAAAAUGGUAAUUCCGGUUUCAUCAGAAUCAAAUGAUGUCUUGGAGAGAGCUCGAGCUGCCAUUGCUGCUGCCGAUCGCGCAUCGGCUGCUGCUCGGGCUGCUGCUGAAUUGGUUAAUGUUAAUUUUAACUCGUGUACGUUACAAGGGGCAAAUAGAUAA